AUGGCCUUCGACGGCGUCAUCGUCGCGCUCUCCGUUGCCGACAUCCUGAACGACGUAGCUUCGGGCGCAGAUGGCGGCGGUUCUGCUAUCACGGCCCUGCGAGCGUUCCGCAUGCUGCGCAUCUUCAAGCUGGCCAAGAAGUUUCCCAGCAUGAAGAUCCUCCUAAGCGCGGGCGUCAAGACGCUGAUGAGCAUGGGAGACUUCGUGGCACUGCUCUUCUUGAUCCUCUGCGUCUUUGCGCUGAUGGCCCAGAGCUUCUUUGGGGGCACCUUCAUGUUCGAUCCGGAGGAUGGUAGCCUGGUGGCACAACAGGACUACCGAGCUCGCUGUCCUAUGGGCCCUGGAGACAAGCCUGUGUGCGUUCCCAGGGCGCACUUCGACACCUUCCUUUGGAGCUUCAUCACCAUCUUCCAGAUCCUCACAGGCGAGAACUGGAAUACCGUGAUGUACGACGGAAUGAGGGCAACGGGCUGGAUGGCUCUUUGGUUCUUCCUGCUGGUGGUCAUUUUCGGGAACUUCGUGAUCCUGAACCUCUUCUUGGCCAUCCUCAUGAGCAACUUCGACGAGCAACGCUCGAAGCUGCAUGCUGCCCUGGCCAGCAAGCGGACGCUCCUGAGGGCCAUGGAGACGGAGUCGGAUCUGGAGGGGGAGGUCAUCGCUCCAGAAGACGAGAACCCCGCAGGCCCGCGCCUGGCCUGGGAGGCCCCAGAAAGCCCCAAUGGGCCGAUGUCCGUUGUGCCAGGAUCUCCACGGCCCCAUGCUACGCCGCGCUCGGCCACGCGCCGGACACGGAUGUCAGCCUUGACCGCACGUUUUGACAUGCAGGAGAGGGAGACGGCGUGCGCUACUCGUUGCGGGGACCGCUCCUGCUUGGUCUUCUCGAGGGAGAACGAGCUGCGCAAAGCCUGCCUCUCCUUGAUCAAGCAUCCACGCUUCGACCAAGUCAUCAUAGUCUUCAUCGCCCUCUCUUCCGUGCUCAUGGCCUUCGAGAAUCCGCUGCUGGACCCAAGCAGCUUGCAGGUCCAGGUUCUGGAGGUGCUUAGCACAGUCUUCACAUGCAUCUUCGCCUUCGAGCUGGUGGUGAAGAUGAUCGCCCUUGGAGUCGUUUGCAACCCGGACCCUGACACCCGGGCUUACCUGCGCUCCUUUGAAAACUGCAUGGACUUUGUAAUUGUCAUCGUGUCAGUGCUGGACGCCAUACAGACCUGGUUCUUGCGGGGCACCAACGGCGGAGUCAUUGCAGUGAUGAAGAUCUUCCGUGUGGUGAGGAUGCUCCGGCCCCUGCGGCUCAUCUCCCGGAACAAGAACCUGAAGGUGGUAGUGAAGACCAUCCUGGCAUCGGUGCCUGAGCUUCGAAACCUCCUCGUUUUCAGCUCAAUCUUCUUCCUCAUCUUUGGCCUGCCGGGCCCCUGGGUGACGGGGUGA
This is a messenger RNA of Symbiodinium pilosum, 1425 nucleotides long. The record is from the annotation of a GenBank genome assembly. Lineage: Eukaryota; Dinophyceae; Suessiales; Symbiodiniaceae.